Messenger RNA from Pseudopipra pipra, 1516 nucleotides. RefSeq names its product cysteine rich DPF motif domain containing 1 (gene CDPF1). Bases 546 to 920 code for a protein of 124 amino acids. The record is from RefSeq and is a predicted model, not a curated record. The transcript has 5 exons. Lineage: Eukaryota; Metazoa; Chordata; Aves; Passeriformes; Pipridae.
UGUAACAAACAGUAUUCUUAAGCCUUACCUAGAGCUGUAGCCUGUAGAGCUGCUUGUCUGCGUUACUCCUCUCUUUUCUUCUGGCACACCCUGUUCAGUCAUUCCCUACACCUGUUGAAGAAACAUGCUCCCUUUCACAUCUGCAACCACCUAGAAUGUUUGUCCUGCUGCCACAGGGAAGCCACGGAGGCUGUUGUUGAACAGCAAGGCUCGGGGCCUGCUCUGUGACCCGUAGCUAGAGGGGAGCCUGCAGGGAUCAGCCUGUUCCUUCUGAGCUGAGACAGCACAGCAAUACCAGCACAACCCCCGGCCCAAAGGGAAAAGUUGCUGCAACAAGUCAAGGUUAAAUUCGAUCUCUGGGAGAGGGAAUAAGGAUAAAAUUCCAAAUGGCCACGCUUGGUGCAAUUACAUUCCUGGGCUAAUUUACACUGAAACCAAGGCCUCUUAGCAGAGUGCUCCAAGCAGAACUGCUCUGAAGUCUUCAGGAGUCUCAAGAGAACUGCACUGAGAGCCAUUUCCCCACAUCCAUAUCAGGUAGCCUAAAGAUGGAUGCUCCCAAAGAAGCUCAGCCUGCAGGAGAGUUCGAGUGCCAGCUCUGUGGGUUAACAGCUCCCUACACGUACCACGGGCCGAGGCCGCCGAACUCCCGCUCUGUCGUGCUUUUGGAAGAAGCCUAUGUCAUGAAGGAUCCUUUCACCCCUGACAAGGACAAAUUCCUCAUCCUUGGCUCUCAUUGCAGUUUGUGUGGCAGAUCAGUGUGUGUCGGUACAGAAUGUAGUCUGUUCUACUCCAAAAGGUUCUGUCUCCCCUGUGUGAAGGAAAACAUAAAGGCCUUUCCUUUGGAAAUACAAGAAGACAUGGAUAAAAGGAAGCCCCAGCAGAAAUCCUCCAAAAAAACACAUACAAAACAUAAAUCCUGAGGGACCAAGAGUGACAGUUCUUUGGCUGGGGUUUCUCCUCUCUGUUCAGAGACUAUCAUAUUGCUCCUUUUAAAGCAGUGACCUUCAUCAGCUCACUACUCCUGAACAGAGUCCCCCAUUUCCUUACCCUGGGUCCCGGCAUCCCCGCAGCAGCCCAGGGCCAGCGGAACGGCUCCAGGGCUGGAGGAGCCAGGAAGGAAGGCAGACAAGCCUGCUGUCACCAUGGAAAGUGCUUGGAAUGACAAACCAAACAGCAGAGGAACCAGGUCCAAUUCUGCACAUUUGCUUUGUGUUGUUCUUGACACUCCUACAGUGUUAUGAAAAUCUGAGACACAUUUAACUGGCUUAAUUCAGGAUACAUCCAAGAAAGUCCCUGUACACCAGUCGUUAUCUGGCAGUGCUGUGCUGGUAAGAUUACAGUGGGCAGGGAAUUUAAAGCUUUAAGUCUAAAAUAAAACUCUUACGAGAAAAUGUCACUGAUACCCAUAGAAAUACCUGAAUUUUUCAAAAUGAUAAUCUUGAUACUAUCGUAGCAUUGAGACUCCUGAAGGUCGGUGCUCCUAUAAUAAAAUACCAAUAAAAAUACUUACAAGUCC